UUGUUUCAGUAGUCCAAUUUUUUUUCUAUCUAACCUAAACAUUAUAAAAUUCACAUGUAGAAAAAUGUCAUUAGAUAUAAAAUCUUUAGAAAAAUCUAAAUCUAUAUUAAAAAAUAUAUAUUUUGCUGGUGUUAAUGCAGUUUUACCAAAAACUCUUAUAAUAAAUAAAGUUAAAUUUAAAAAUGGAAUAUUAUAUGUUGGAGACCAAAGUUUUGAACUUAAAGAAAAUGUUUAUUUAAUUGGAUUUGGUAAAGCAGUCAUGGGUAUGGCAAUAGUUCUUGAACAUAUGCUUGGCAAUUAUUUGAAGGAUGGUAUUGUUAGUAUUCCUUCUGCAUCAACAGAGGCAAUGUGGGAAUCUGAAGAUAAAUCAUAUUUUCCUUUAUUAGAAAGUGGUGUAAUAAAAUAUUGUGAAGGUUCUACAAAUAAUCAACCAGAUGAUAGAUCUUUAGAAACAACACAUCAAAUUAUAGACUUAGUAGAAUCACUUACAGAAAAUGAUACUUUAAUUGUAUUAAUAUCUGGUGGUGGUUCUGCAUUACUUUAUAUGCCAAGACCAGUAAUUGAUUUUGAAGAUAAAUUAUAUGUAAGUAAAAUGCUUCAAAAUGCUGGAGCUGAUAUCAAAGAAGUUAAUAUAGUGAGAAGCAAAUUAUCUAUGGUAAAAGGUGGUGGUUUGGCUCGAAUGGCUUAUCCAGCUUCAAUUAUCAGCUUGAUAUUGUCUGAUAUUGUAGGAGAUCCUGUAGAAUCGAUUGCUAGUGGUCCUACAGUAUAUAGUGCUAAAAGACCAAAAGAAGUAAUAGCUGUAUUAAAGAAAUAUAAUAUAUUUGAACAUUUAGAAGGUGAUUUAAAAAAAAUUUUAAUGUCUACGGAAAAAUUUAAAGAUAAACAAUUGUUAACUAGAAAAAAAGAAUUCAAACAUGUAACUAAUAUUAUCUUAGGAAAUAAUACAGUGGCAAUCGAAGCAUCUUCUUUAGAAGCAUGUAAUUAUAAAUUAACGCCUAUAAUAUUAAGAUCUGAUGUUGUAGGUGAUGUACAUGAUGUCAGUUUAGCAUAUGCUCAUAUAACAAGUUUAAUAUGUCUUGCAUUAGAUAAAACAUUAGAAAAAGAAGAGUUUUUUGCAAAAGUAAAAGAUAUUCCUGUACUUUCUUUAUCUUCUACUAAAGUAGAUGAAAUUUAUAACUUAAUUGAUAAUGUGAGUGAAGAAGGAUUAGUAUUAAUUGGAGGAGGAGAGCCAACUGUAGUAGUUAAAGGAAAAGGAAAAGGUGGUAGAAAUCAAGAAUUAGCAUUAUAUUUUUCUCUAGACUGGUUGACAAAAAUUAAAGCUUAUCCUCGAUUUUCGGAAUAUGAAGUAAUAAUGUUAAGUGCAGGAACAGAUGGUCAAGAUGGUCCAACAGAUGCAGCAGGUGCAUUUGGCUAUCCUGCUAUUGGACCAUUAAUCCAUGAUAUAUAUACAAAAGUAAAAUCUACAGCUUCAAAAAUGAUAGUUAAAGUAGAGGAAGAGAAAGAAGCUAUAAGAAAAAAAAAAGAAGAAAAAGAACAAUUUGAUAUAAAGAAAUAUAAAGAAAUAUGCAAAACACAAGAAUUAAGUGGUUAUUUAAAAGCUAAAAAAACAGAGAUAAUAGAAAAUAAAGUUGAUUCUGACAAAAAUGAAACAAGUAUAGAUUAUGAGAAUAUUGUACUUCCAUUAAUAUUUCAAACAAUGGAAAUAGAACGUAUGUUACCUGAAAAUACUUUAGAAGAUAAUAAUUCAUAUAAUUUAUAUUCUCGGUUUAGGAAAGGUUCAGAUUUAUUUAAAACUGGCUUUACUGGUACUAAUGUUAUGGAUUUACAUCUUAUUUAUAUAAAAAAACGCAAUUGUAAAUGUAAAUUAGAUAUUGAAAAAGAAAUAUUAGAUACUGAAAAAGAAAUAUUUGACAAUACUUUAGAUGCACAUGAUUUACAUAUUGAUCCUUCAACUAUUGAAACACAUAAAGAUUUAUAUAAACAAGAAUUUUUUGAAUGGAAAAAAAUUUUAGAAAAACCAGAAAUUAUGAUCAAAAAAGAUGAACAACUUAAUAUAAAAAUUAUUGAUGAUAACUUAAGAGAUCCAUGUUGUCGUAGAGAUAGAAAAUUUCCGCUUAAAAAUCUUUUAAAGGAUAAAGAUUUUCCAUCAUAAUAAAUUUCAUAAAAAAAAUAAAAUUUUUUAUAUCAUAUCAAAAAUUUUAAAAAUGUAUAUUUUUAUUAAAUUUAUAUUUUUUAUAU
Molecule: messenger RNA, 2238 nt
Organism: Apis laboriosa (Himalayan honeybee)
Lineage: Eukaryota; Metazoa; Arthropoda; Insecta; Hymenoptera; Apidae
Product: glycerate kinase
Exons: 1
Coding region: 65-2152 (695 amino acids)
Biological process (GO): protein phosphorylation
Cellular component (GO): cytoplasm
Molecular function (GO): glycerate kinase activity
Source: RefSeq, a predicted model, not a curated record